UUGUGUCGCUCUCUCCAGAUUGCAAACUAGUUGCGGGUCUCAUCCCCUCUCAAGGCCUUCAAAUAUGCCAUGUAGAAAGCAGCGCUAUCCUACAUGGGCCACAGCUUGGCCCUCACAGCGAGGAAAUGACCUGUCUCUUAUUCUUGCCGGAUGGAAAUCGUCUCCUUGCUGGGUCGUCCGAUGGUACUAUCAGCAUCUGGGAUGCUACGACGGGUGACUCAGGCUCCUCGCCUUUGCUCCAUUGGCCUGCGCCUCUUCACCCCGUGGCGUUAGUUGCCUGGUCCGCGCAGACGGACCAUGCUGUCAUCGUGGGUAAAUCGGGAAAGAUAUGGGUCAUAGACACCAACAAGGGCGAUAUUGUUCUUUCAUCUGAAGAGAAAUCGUCUCUACUCGGUCUUAGUUACGGACCCGUUUACUCGCUGGCAUGGUAUUCUAGCUGGUCCUUCAUAUUAUGUAGUGGAGUCCGCGACAACCACGUGCGAUUAUGGAAUACAGGGACGGGACAGUCUACCACGAACAUAACCUGUCGCGGUGGCUGCCGCAUCGCUCUCUCUCCAGACGAGAGUAAGUUGGCGGUAGGACCAACCAGCUCGUUCGGCGAAGUUUUUGUCUAUGACACCAGAUUAGGUCGCGAGCAGGUGCAUUUGAUGCGACUCUCCGGGCAUGGAGUUCGGGAAAUCGAGUAUAAUCCAGACGGGACUCUUCUGGCCGUUCUGCUGUACAAUGGUACAUUGUACAUCUUCAACCCAGAGACUGGGAUAACUCGUCAGGAUAUCAACGUCUCAGGCAGCUCUGGUGCACGUAUCAACGACAUAUCAUUUUCCUCCGACAACCGACACUUUGCUUAUAUAACAGCCUCGCUAUGCAUAUACGACCUGCAAACCAAGCGGAUGGUCAGGACGCUAGCAGAGGACGAUGCUCUUUGUCCAGCCGUGUUCUGCCCAGAUGGCGUUCGUAUUCUUGGUAACACCACUUCAAGCUUGGCUGUAUGGGACAUCUCUACGGGUGCGGAACUAAUGUCACGGCCAGGUUAUCUCGAACGUGCUGCGUGGUCUCCUGAUGGGCGGAAAAUUCUCAUUGAUCGGCACCAAAAUGGGACGAAGAUUGGGGCAAUGGAGUUGCUGGAUGCUGCUAGUGGAGAUAUUCUUUGGAAAGCAGCUUCGGAAGAGGAAGGUACCACCGCGUUCGCAUUUUCUCCCGACGGAACGCGGUUCGCCACUGCAUCAGAGCACGCAGAAAUCAAGAUGUGGGAUGCAAAGACAUGCAAGGAGCUUCUCGUAUUUGGUUCACAGACCGACAGCGAGGCAUCGGUGGAGUCUUUACAUAGGAAGAACUCUGACAUCGAGCUCGAUGAUUUUCCGGUCACAACGAGGCGUGCCACCGCCCCUGCCAACUUUGACAGGACUAAGGUCACGAUGAUGCCUCCUGGCGCCUCUGCUAGCGCCCGGGACCAGCGGCAGCUGGUUUCUCGAAAUACGGCCUCAAAAUUGGUAGCUUCGCAAGUGGGACUCAUGACGCAACUUGUAUCGCGUCUGAAAUCAUACCUAUCCGCAUCUCAUAAUGAAGAGCCACAGCCCACCGAAGGUGGAGCGAAUACUAACCAACGUGAACACCGAUCCGUUGCGCGUGCUUUUCAGCUUGUCAGUGUGGGCCGUGCAAAGGAUCGCGUCUUUGCUAGAGGCGGAGGAAACAGACGGCGGAAUAGCCGUCAAGAGCCGGAAGACGACGACGAUCGUGAUGAACCAUCUCCAGAUCCAGAGGACGUCGCUCGUACAUCCCACUCAGAGCAGCCGGCCGUCUCGGCGGAAGCAGCAGUCGAUGCUGAUGACAAUAGUAGCCUCUCCAGCAAACAUGGUUGCGUGGAUACAAUUUGUUACUGCCUAUGUAUACCUUGUUGUCACUUGUAAUCUUAAAUCC
This is a messenger RNA of Coniophora puteana RWD-64-598 SS2, 1917 nucleotides long. Its product is annotated as YVTN repeat-like/Quino protein amine dehydrogenase. The record is from RefSeq and is a predicted model, not a curated record. Gene Ontology annotation, molecular function: protein binding. The transcript has 7 exons. NCBI's taxonomy places the organism in Eukaryota, Fungi, Basidiomycota, Agaricomycetes, Boletales, Coniophoraceae. Bases 126 to 1907 code for a protein of 593 amino acids.